UUAGACGCUUUAGUGGACGUUUCGUAAACAUGGCUAAGUUUGUUCUUGCGGGCAAAGCUGAUUGUCCUUAUUAUGCAAAGGCUGAACUUCUUGCAGAUGUGCUGCGACAAAAACUGCCCGACUUUCACAUUCACAAGAUUUGUGUGCAUCCAACUGAUUGGAAGGUGUGGCUGGAGGACACGUGUGCAUUACAUGGCUGGAAGCAUUCGAGUUCUCCUAUAGUGUGGAGGGAGUUGGUGGAUCGUGGUGGGAAAGGCAUGCUGCUUGGUGGAUUCAGUGAUUUUCUUGAGCAUGCACGGGGUUACUAUGGCAUCACCUCAGAUAUGACCACUGAUCUGAUGCUAAAAAUUGCAGCAGAGAAUCUUCAAACGAAAGAACUGUGCAUGCGGGAGGAAUUUCAAAGAUGCAACUCACUCACACCACUACACGUAUGGAUCAGCAGUGCAUUGAACCCGGUCUGCUACAACCUCAUUCCUCAGUUAUUCACCCCAGGACCGUUCCCAAAUUCCCCCGCCAUCAACCUUCACCUCCUUGAUACUGACGGCUCUGUGGAACAGUUACGAGAGCUCAAGAUAGAGACGGAAGACCUCGCGCUACCUCACCUCCAUGAGGUCACCAUCCAUUCAGACCAAACCCAAGCGUUUCAUCAAGCCCACUUCAUCAUCGUUCUGGAUGACCCGCUCUCAAAACGUGACCGUAAUGAUGAGCAGGAUGACAAGGAGCACGCGGUGAGCCGGGUGGCAGAGCGUUUUCGUUGCUACGGGCAACUUAUCGAGGCAAACGCACAGAAAGAUGUGCGAGUGCUGGUGGCGGGAGACGUCUUUAUUAAUCUGAAGUGCUCGCUGCUGAUAGAGAACGUGCCCUCGGUCGACCCGUGCAACUUUGUGUCGAUGGCAACGCAACUGGAGUGUGAAGCGAAAGCUCAGCUCGCACAGAAGUUAGCAGUGAAGACAACAGACAUCACUAACAUCAUCAUAUGGGGAAACAUCACCGGCAAUUACCACAUUGACCUACAGAAGGCGGCGGUUUUCAGAUACAAUGGUGCUGUUUGGGGACCAGAUCGUUUUUCUCAACCAGUCUUAGACAUGAUUUACGAUCGGAAAUGGCUGGAGACAGAUUCUGUGAGAUUAGUACGUGAACGUCGUGCCACAAUUUCAUCAAAGACCAACAAAGCCACAGGCGUGUCAACCACCAAUGGGAUAUUGGCAGUUUUAAGAGCCUGGAACAAUGAUACGUCUGCAGAUGAAUUCUUCUCAUUGGGUGUAUACAGCACAGGACAGUUUGGUAUACCAGAAGGUUUGGUGUUUUCUAUGCCUGUGAGUUUCAGAGCUGGUCAAUGGUCACCUCGACUGGAUGUUUCUGUAACAGAUGAGCUAAAGACAAAGCUUGAGGCUUGUACCGAUGAACUUAAAACGGUCAGUAUGAGAAUAAAAUACUUGACAUGGCACACGGUUUUGUGCUUACCAUUAAGUUUACAUUUUUUUGUUAUGCAUUUGGAAGACACAUUUUCCAAAGCAAAAUAUUCAAGCUAUACAAAUAUGCUAUUAAAGGAGCAAUGUGGAGAUUUUAGCGGCAUCUAGUGGUGAUGUUGUGAAUUGUAACAAACGGCUCACUCCCCCCUCCCUUUCGAAGCACUACGGUGGCUGACACAGGACUAAGAUGUUGUAACGUUUUUGCUUCUUUGUUGAUGGACAUAGAAACACAAUGCUUCAUCAUGUAAGGUCUUUAUACAACUCUGAAGACAUAGUUAUGUAUACUAUAUUGCAAUUCUGUCAGUAGAUCCUCUUGAAUAUUACAUACAGCACCUUUAAAGGGGUCCUAUUUUCUCUAUUUUUGAAAGUCUUCAUUAUGUUCAUGAUGUCCUAAACAAUAGGUGUAGAUGUUUCGAUAUAUAAAAAAUGCUUUGUAUAUUACAUAUUUCACCGGUGUUUUACACCCUCACCUCGAAUCUCAUAAAACAGGCUGUUGAGUUCCUGGUUCUAUGAAGUCCCUCCUUCUGAAACGCUCUGAUUGGUCAAGCUGAGUUAUCGUGAUUGGUCUACCACUUAGAGUGCGUGUUGAGAUGUUCAAUGUAAAUUUUAGGAUUCAUGAUGUCACUAACCCAGGAGAAAGUUUGUUGUAGUCCCAACGAUCCGUUCAUUGUAGUCUAAUUUCUGAUAAAGAAAAUAUAUUUCUUUCUGUGAACUUUGAGCGUAGCGACUUGGCAGAUGUCGUUUAUGCUCAAACAGCUAUACUACUCACUACAUUUAAAGAAGUGAAAUUCCAUCAGACCUCCCCUUUAAUAUACAUGUAUGUAUUUAUUUGCCCUGCAGGAGAGGCACAUUGCAGCUGGAAUACUGAAGGAACGUGUGUCUGAGGAUUCACUCCAUCAAUGAAAACGUGAUGAUGCUUUCAAU
This is a messenger RNA of Triplophysa rosa, 2396 nucleotides long. RefSeq names its product malate dehydrogenase 1B, NAD (soluble) (gene mdh1b). Gene Ontology annotation, molecular function: L-malate dehydrogenase (NAD+) activity. The transcript has 8 exons. The record is from RefSeq and is a predicted model, not a curated record. Lineage: Eukaryota; Metazoa; Chordata; Actinopteri; Cypriniformes; Nemacheilidae. Bases 30 to 1580 code for a protein of 516 amino acids. Gene Ontology annotation, biological process: tricarboxylic acid cycle; oxaloacetate metabolic process; malate metabolic process.